AUGGAUUUACAUCUUCUUCAACGUCAUUUGGCAGAGAAGUUAGAAAGAAAGAGGUUUUUAGUUGUUCUGGACGAUUACUGGAACGAAAACUAUACUGAUUGGGUUAAUUUGAAAAAUUUGCUUCACAAUGGAGUGGAAGGAUGUACAAUUCUUGUCACAACUCGCAUAGAGCAUGUGGCUUUGAUGGUUAAAACUAUCUCAUCAUUUUACCACCUAAAUGCCUUGUCUGACAGAGAUUGUUUGUCAAUUUUUGCUGCACAUGCUUUCAGUUUUAGAGAUUCAGUCGUGAAAUCAUGCUUAGAAAAAAUUGGAAAAGAUGUUGUUACCAAGUGUAAAGGAUUACCUUUAGCUGCAAAAGUACUUGGGGGGCUUUUUCGAUCAAAGUGUGACUUUGAUGACUGGAAUAAUAUAUUAGAAGAUGCCAUGUGGGAUUCAUUGGACAAUGAGAUCAUUCCAGCUUUAAAAGUUAGUUAUUAUUAUCUCCCUCCCCAUUUAAAACAAUGCUUUGCUUAUUGUUCUUUAUUUCCAGAGGGUUAUGUAUUCGACAAGGAGGAACUAAUCUUGAUGUGGAUGGCAGAAGGUUUUUUGCAACCGUCAAAAAGGAACAUAACUCUAGAAGAAGUUGGUUAUGGGUAUCUUGAUGAUUUAACUUCAAGAUCAUUCUUUCAAUCCUUACCUGAAAGUUAUGUAUACGUUGCACACGGGUGUAAUAAAAGUGAUAGGUGCUUUGUCAUGCAUGAUCUCAUUCAUGCAUUAGCAACUCAUGUUGCUGGAGACUUCUACUUUAGAUUAGGGGAGAACAGAAAUGAAAUUGGCACGAUGACUCGUCAUUUGUCUUGCGACUUUCAAAAUUGCCAUUGCUUAGAUCGGGGGGUUUUCCAGAAAUCAAAAGGCUUGCGAACAUUUAUAGGAUUGAAUUUUUCCUAUAUCCUUAAGACUGUUGAAAAUGCUUCUCAUAUUCUUUCAUCGAAUCUGAAGCACCUGCGAACGUUGUCACUUAGAGAACUAUCUACUUUAAAGACAGUUCCUGAGUCAAUUGGGAAAUUUGUCCACUUGCGCUAUUUAGAUCUAUCUGGCACAAGCAUUGUAAAUUUGCCCAAUUCAAUCUGUAGAUUAUAUAAUUUACAAACCUUGAAGUUGUGCUAUUGUUCUUUUCUCAUGAUUCUACCAAGUGACAUGCAAGAUCUUGUAAAUCUUCGCUAUUUGGAUUUGUCUUCAUCAAGCAGUAUUGCAGGUUUGCCCCACUCACUAUGCAAAUUAUACAAUCUACAAACAUUGAGGUUGAAUCAUUGCAGGUCUUUAGAGAUGCUACCAAGUGAUAUGCAAUAUCUUGUAACCUUGCGGCAUCUUGAUGUUAGAAACACUAAACUGAAAGAAAUGCCAAGGGGAUUGGGUAAAUUAAAAGAUUUGCAAUUUCUAAGUGACUUCAUUGUCGGCAAAGAACAAGAAACUGGGAUUGGUGAAUUAGGAGGAAUUUCAAAAUUGAAGGGUUGGAUUGCAGUUAGCAAUUUAGAGAAUGUCAAGAAUGAAAAUGAAGCCUCUGAUGCGAGAAUGAUGGAGAAGAAGCAAAUUAAAAAUUUAACAUUAUCAUGGUCUGAUUUGGGCGAUGUGGAAGAUACAAGAACUGAGAAAGAUGUUUUGGCCCAUCUUCAGCCUCAUUGGGAUUUAGAAGAACUGGAAAUCAUUUGUUAUAGGGGCACCAUAUUUUCUGAUUGGUUGGGAAGUCCUUCUUACCACAAAAUGACUUCUUUGCGGCUAGAGAAUUGCACAAACUGUUGCAUGCUUCCUUCCCUUGGGCAACUCCCUGCUCUGAAGAAAUUAUACAUUAUUAGAUUAGAAAGUGUAGUGAGCGUUGGUGAUGAGUUUUUGAAGGGUGAUAAUUGUGCUUCCAUGAUACCAUUUCCAUCCCUUGAAUAUCUUCACUUUUCAAGGAUGGCUUCUUGGGAACAAUGGCAUUCCAUUAACACCGAAGCUUUCCCUAAACUCCAGCUACUCACAGUAUCAUUUUGCAACAAAUUAGCUGGAAGUCUACCUCUCCAGCUGCUUUCUUUAGAAACUCUGGAGAUUAAAUUCUGUUCAUUGUUUUCUUCUUGUAUUCCAAAGUGUCCCAAACUUCAGAAUUUACAUGCAUUUAAAAGUGGAAAUAUGAUGACAUGA
Messenger RNA from Neltuma alba, 2157 nucleotides. Its product is annotated as putative disease resistance RPP13-like protein 1. Gene Ontology annotation, molecular function: protein binding; ADP binding. The coding region runs from base 1 to 2157 and encodes 718 amino acids. The record is from RefSeq and is a predicted model, not a curated record. The transcript is spliced from 2 exons. NCBI's taxonomy places the organism in Eukaryota, Viridiplantae, Streptophyta, Magnoliopsida, Fabales, Fabaceae. Gene Ontology annotation, biological process: defense response to other organism.